GUAUUUUUGUAGCUGCGUUUCAUCUGGUACGGCUGGCCUAGAACGAUAUGUUCGUUCGGAUUUGUCUUUUGUUUCGUUUUUCAAACGUACUCCCAGAGCGCUCAUAUAAAAUCACGUGUAAGAAGAUGUUGUCUAGCUUGUUUCUACUGACCUGAGCAGCUCUUUGUGCUGCGUGCUUGAUCUAUUGGAAUAACUCUGUAGUUGUAGCUGCACUCAGUUUCACACUCACUUUGCACACACUGUCAGACGUCUCAAAAGAUGGUCGAGCAUGUCGCCAUGCAGGGGUGGCAGGCAGUCCCGAUAGAGCUGCUCACUGAUCUAUUAUUUGUAACACCUCCCCUUCCACCCCCUCGUUGUGAGUAUGUAGAAGCAUCAGUGCCAGUGGCACCGGGAAGAAAGGGUCAGCACGCCCUGCGCUUUGCGAAUUCUUUAUGUCACUUUGUUUUUUUUAUGGUGUUGGGGGUCCCUCCAAUGAAUCUGUCUUGGUCUUGGUUGAGGAAUGUCCCCCUUCACGUCCGAGCGCGAUCGGCGAUGGUAUCCACUUACCUAGAAUGCAUGACGUAGGCUGAAGCAGAAGCAGAGAUAUGACACGCUGUGAAAUUAAUGAAAAGGUUCACAGUUCCUAACAGAUGAGGGGGAGUUGUCAUGCAUGAUACGACCCGACAACGGUACAGAAGACGGGAAUUGCCGUCGCGGCUGUCGUUGUGGCGUUGUGCAUGGAGCUGGUGCGGUAUGAGAGUGCACAAUUUAUUCCCGUCCCCCUCAUUUGUCACGCAAAAUUCCAGAUGUAGUUGUUGCCUUGUGGCGCUGGUUGCAUGUCAAAUCUAUUUCGGAAGCCUAAACAGUCAAAACUGCCGGCUGCAGUUCUGUUUGGCAAACAGAACUGCAGCCGGCACAGGAACUUUCUAGACGCAGGCUCUAGUAUGUUCCUCGCCGUUUCUCAUGCUAUACAUGCCCUCCAAAUCAGUAUGAGGUGAUGAGGAGAUGUGCAUUCUCAUACCCGUUCCUGGAGUUGGGGCCGUUCUCUUGGUCAGACAGCGAAACACGGGGCUUCAGCAGCAAGCAGCAGUGGAGCUGCAGCAUCCAGCAGCGGGUAUCACAACUUCCCAAUGUUCCUUCGCAUUGUUCAUAUUUGGCACAAAAAUUUGUCACGGAGCAGCGGCUAUGGUAGAUAGUAUCCACGUAUCGCUUGUUUAUGUGUGAAUAGUAUAAACCCACUACUUCCUUCCUUGACAGCUCUGAGCCAGCAGCCGUACCGCCAAGCUCGCCAUCCGCUGCGAGCACGCCGCAAGCAUCCGUCGGGGGCCCCGUUGGUAGCGCUGGAGGGCGCGCGGUAAUGCUGCGGGAUACCGCACAGCGCGUGAACGCAAUGGGGCACAAGCUGCGUGCCGGUAUGGCGUUGGGCGCUGAAGUGGGUGGGAUAAUGUUGAAAACUUCCGCCAUGCUGAAGCUCGUGCGGAAAUCGCAGGACGCCGGUACUACCACCCCGGAGCAGGCGGUUGGUACAACUACAAAAGGCGGCGCGGGAUUUCAGGAAAGCUUACAUUUCUACUGCCCCAAAGCGUCGACUUCUAAUAAUCCUGCUGGCCAAGGACAGACAAUGCCCGGUCUCGAGGAUGGGAUGGGUCCGGAUGAAAUGACCGCGAUGGAGGUGCUGCACUUUCCGCUGCAGCCCGGUGACAUCGAAACUCCAGAGGACGAAGAAACCAAGUACAGAUACUUAAUACACAGAGAUAAAUACAACAUUUGUUAUAUGACAGUACUAUGGAGCUCGGCUGCGCAUUUUAUUUUUUCUGGGUGUGGCCGGGUACGCGGAUUCAACAGAUAUAUUGAUUCAUUACAAAUGACGUCGUUGUAGUAGCACAAGCAACAUGAUCAUAAAAAACACAACUUAAAAAUCACCAGCCGCUCGCUGCUCAUUCGGGGUACGCGCGUGCUUUUCGGAGGGGUGCACGAGCGCGCGGAGUUUUUGUUGGCAAUCCGCGUCUUAAACCAGCAGAGCCAGCGGCUGCUCCAAGGCGGCGCACCGAGUGCAGCGACUGGCUUGGCCGCGGGCAAUGCCAGUGAAGUUUUUAGCUGA
Molecule: messenger RNA, 2080 nt
Organism: Amoebophrya sp. A120
Lineage: Eukaryota; Dinophyceae; Syndiniales; Amoebophryaceae
Source: the annotation of a GenBank genome assembly